AUAAGAAAGCAAAUAAACUAUUUACAUAUUUAUUUUUAUUUCCCUCUCAUAUUUCACCAAAAAGCCCCUAAAGAAACAUCCUUUCCUCCGCCCCACCAAAAAUGGAGCACAAAAGAGAAAAGCCAUGGCUUUAGGUCUGAUGUGAUGGAAUCUGUCGUAUAUUUAUUCAAUUCUGCACUGUUUCGCUCUGACACAUUGAGAUACGAGUCAGGCUUUCCCUGCUGGAAGAUCACUUCCAAUCCCCCCUCCUUCCUCCUCACUCCUUCCUCUUAAACUCUACGUUCUGCUCCCUCUCUUUCCCCAAUGAGCGAGAAAAUACCUGCAAUAUCUCUCUUCCUCUAGUAUAGACAUAAUAUCAUUACAGCUGCUCUUCUGUCCUGCCACACUGCAUCGCAAAGGAAUAAGAUACGGCUGAAGUUUAAAAAAAACACAAAAAAAAUGAGAUUUUGAAUCAGAAACUUGAGCAAGUCCUCCAUAUAAACUGUUCCAAUUUCCAAAAGUUCAGUUAUCCGUCUCCUCUGCUUCGUUGCUCUCUAAAAGAGGCGCCUUUAUUUCUUCAGGUAAAGCUAAUAUUCAUCCAUCUUCAUCUCCUCCGUCAAAAUUGAAACUUUCAUUGUGUUCCCAUAGAACUAUGGUUAAUGGCUCCAUCAAAAUUGAAACAUUCAUUAUGUUCUCUUAUAACUAUGAUUAAUGGCGUUUUUAUUUCUUUCAGUUAAGGCAAGAUAAGAUAAUAUCCUUCCCAAAUGGAGAACUUCAGCCACCAUUUCCACAGCAAGGAAGUCCAUCUCCCACCUGGCUUCCGCUUCCAUCCAACCGAUGAAGAGCUGAUCACUCAUUACCUCCUCAAGAAAUUACUCGACUGCAACUUCACAAGCAGAGCUAUAGCAGAGAUUGAUCUCAACAAAUGCGAGCCAUGGGAGCUUCCAGCUAAGGCGAAGAUGGGAGAGAAGGAAUGGUAUUUCUUCAGUCUGCGAGACAGAAAGUAUCCAACUGGACUGAGAACGAACCGGGCUACUGAGGCCGGAUACUGGAAGGCGACGGGGAAGGAUAGGGAGAUUUAUAGUUCCAGGAGCGGGUUUCUUGUGGGGAUGAAGAAGACUCUGGUUUUUUACAGGGGAAGAGCGCCUAAGGGAGAGAAGAGCAGUUGGGUCAUGCAUGAGUAUAGACUGGAGGGCAAGUUUGCUCAUCACUCUGUAGCUGGUUUUUCAAAGGAUGAGUGGGUGUUAUGCAGGGUGUUCCUCAAGAUCGCCGGCCUGAAGAAAAGCCGCGCCACCAUCGCCGCCACUUUCUCCGGCGACCUCGCCGGCGGUUCAACGUGCGACAGCGAGACGUCAUUCAACAGCUUCGAGAGAGAUCACGUGCCCUGCUUCUCCACAUCCGCUUCCACACUCGCCGGAAGUCACUUUCCUGCCGCCGCACAAAUCCCAUACGCUUCGCCGGCAUUUUCUAAUCUUUAUCUGCCGUUCUCCCUCUCGGCGUUUGGGCAGCCCGGGGGCGUGCAGAGGGGCGGCGAGAUGAAUCACGGAGGAUCAUCAUGGGCGUUCGAUCUUGAACGGAAGGUGGGGAGCACGGAGUUGGACUGCAUGUUGAAUUUUUGAACUCCAGGGACUUUGAUUGUGCUUGUACUGAAGCUUAGUUGUAUUUCUUUCUACGAUUUUAAGUGGAUGACAUCAUCAUCAAAAUAUAAAUACCCUAU
This is a messenger RNA of Phalaenopsis equestris, 1696 nucleotides long. RefSeq names its product protein CUP-SHAPED COTYLEDON 1-like. Gene Ontology annotation, molecular function: DNA binding. Gene Ontology annotation, biological process: regulation of DNA-templated transcription. The record is from RefSeq and is a predicted model, not a curated record. The transcript is spliced from 3 exons. Lineage: Eukaryota; Viridiplantae; Streptophyta; Magnoliopsida; Asparagales; Orchidaceae. The coding region runs from base 744 to 1598 and encodes 284 amino acids.